Messenger RNA from Gossypium raimondii (Peruvian cotton), 935 nucleotides. Its product is annotated as phospholipase A2-alpha. Gene Ontology annotation, molecular function: A2-type glycerophospholipase activity; calcium ion binding. The transcript has 4 exons. Gene Ontology annotation, biological process: arachidonate secretion; phospholipid metabolic process; lipid catabolic process. The record is from RefSeq and is a predicted model, not a curated record. Lineage: Eukaryota; Viridiplantae; Streptophyta; Magnoliopsida; Malvales; Malvaceae. Bases 265 to 720 code for a protein of 151 amino acids.
AUCCCAAUCAUUUAGGUGAAGGGAAGGAGUAAUAAUGUAUACCUUCCCUUAAUAUACUAUACUUGCUUGCAUCUCUCUGAAAAAGUUGAAGAAGCAUCCGUCCAAAAACGGAUCACGAGCCAUUACAAGACAACCCCCUCACACCUCAUCUUCUUUUUUAUUUAUUUCAACAAUUUCAUCCAUCCACCUGCCUCUUCCUUUGUUUGCUUCCCUACAAAACCAAACCAAGCUUCUUCAGAUUUCAGCGCUUUGGAUUUGCCAAGAAUGAGGACGCCUCAUCACCUUUUCACUUUAGCUCUCUUCUUCACCUUCAGCUCUGUUUCUGUUGAAGCCCUUAAUGUUGGAAUCCAGGCCGCUGAUACCGCCAUCUCUGUGAGCAAAGAAUGCAGUAGGACAUGUGAGUCAGAGUUCUGUUCAGUGCCUCCAUUUUUGAGGUAUGGCAAGUAUUGCGGCCUAUUGUACAGUGGAUGCCCUGGAGAGAAACCUUGCGAUGGACUUGAUGCUUGCUGUAUGAAGCACGAUGACUGCGUUCAAGCUAUGAACAAUGACUAUCUGAGUCAAAAGUGCAGCCAAAGCUUCAUAAAGUGCAUAAAGGAUUUCCAGAAAGGAGGAGAAAGGAGUUUCAAGGGUAACAAAUGCCAAGUGGAUCAAGUCAUUGAUGUCAUCUCUGUUGUCAUGAAGGCUGCCCUGAUUGCUGGAGGAGUGCUUCAUAAACCUUAGUCUUUUUACCCAACCCAACACUGUCAGACACGACAUUCUUCUGCUUCUGCAAUCCUAAGAUUGAUGAUGGCAUGGCAUCCCUCAAUUAAAUCAUUCAUCUUCAACCAUCCUUUAACUACUGUUUUCUUUUUCCUUAAUUUCGCAUUUGGAGUUGGAACUAUUUGUUUUUCUAUAACAAACAGAAAUUUAAGCUAGAGUGCAUUCCAUUUCAAUAA